Molecule: messenger RNA, 2238 nt
Organism: Rotaria sordida
Lineage: Eukaryota; Metazoa; Rotifera; Eurotatoria; Philodinida; Philodinidae
Source: the annotation of a GenBank genome assembly
AUGAGAUCAUAUGAUAUUCUUCUCUUUCUUUUCUUAUCUUCAACAUGGUGUGACUUUGGCCACAUACCAAAUGAUGAUCUUUUAAUUAUUCGUCAACGUGUGUUGGAAUUGAUGGUAUGGCCAACGAAAGAAAAUAUAUCUGUUACAGUAGUAGCUGCAUUAACAUUUACUCGAACAUUAAAUAGUUCUUGUUAUUGGCCAGAUAUAGAUUAUGCAGAUAAAGGUAUUGCUGAAUGGUUUACAGCAAGACAUAUGUAUCGAAUAACAAAUAUGUUACAAGCAUUAACUGUUAAUGGUUCAACUGUUCACAAUGAUUCUCAAAUACGAAAAGCAGCUCAUUGUGCUCUUAAUGUCUGGUUAAUUAAUGAUUGGCAAAAUCCAAAUUGGUGGUUUAAUGAAAUAAAUAUUCCUCUUCAUGCAACUAGUCAAUUGUUGAUGUUAGGUGAUAAUGCAACUCAUUUUGAGAUUGAAAAGAUUAAAGAAAUAUCUUAUCGAUCAGCUUGGUGGUUGGGUAGCCUUCAUCAUACUGGUGCUAAUCUAGUGUGGAUGAUUCAAGUUGAAAUUUAUCGAUCAUUAGCCACAAAUAAUAUUACAGGUAUUGAACAAGGUUUUACACGAAUGUGGGAAGAUGUUAUUAUUGUAUCAUCCAAUGAAGUAGGAAUACAAUAUGAUUGGUCUUAUCAUUUUCAUGGAUCACAAUUAUUAUCUGGUACUUAUGGAAUGGUUUGGGCUGUAAAUAUCUUUUCAUUCAUCGUCUGUAGCCAGAAAACUCAAUAUGCGCUAAAUGAACAACAGUUAUUCACAUUUGCUCAGUUUGUAACUAAAGGUGAUGCGUGGAUGAUUAUAGGUAAUGAAUGGGACUGGCACGUGCUAGGAAGAGCUAUUUCCAGACCCAACAAGGAAUAUCAUGUUGAAUUUAAUACAGAAUUGAUUAGAAUAGUGGCAGAAUUAAUUGAAUCAAAUGACACGAAAAUAGAACUAAUUAAUUUUGCUAAUCGUCUUGAUAAUCAAUCAAAUGCUUCUUUAUUAAUUGGUAAUAAACAUUUUUUUCUAUCUGAUUAUCAAGUACAUCGUCGUGCAAAUUGGACAAGUGCUAUUGAAAUGCAAUCUAUUCGAACACAACCUACUGAAUGUAUUAAUGGUGAAAAUUUAAAAGCAGAACAUAGUGGUCAAGGUGUACUGAAUUUAUAUACGGGCAAUACUUAUAAUUAUGAUUUCAUUUUUCCUCUACUCGAUUGGCAAGCGAUAAAUGGUAUUACUGUUGAACAUGAUAUUCCACUUGAACGUUGUAAUGGUGAAACUUUUACUUGGGAAAAAUUAUCUUUUGUUGGUGGUGUUAGUGAUGAUCAGUAUGGUUUAGCAAUGAUGGAUACAGCAUCACAUAAUCUGACAGCCAAACGAUCAUGGCAUUUUUACGAUGAUGCAAUCAUUGCAUUAGCUACUAAUCUAACAUUAACAACACAAACAACAGCAUGGACUACACUUGCUAGUCGAUUGUUACCUACUGGUCAAAUCACUAUUGGAUUCUUCAAUUCAACAGUAAUGACUUUUUCCGAUGGAAACUAUUCUUUUCCUUAUGUUCAAAAUCGAACAUCUAAUGUACAAUGGAUACAUAUAAGUGAAUCUGAUAUUGGUUAUCUUUUACAACUUCAACAACAAUAUACUUCAUUAGGAAUUGAACUUGGAAAUAAAACAGGAAAUUAUCAUGAUAUUGGUGCUUAUAAUUAUACAGUGACAGCACGUGUGUUAACUAUUUGGAUAAAUCAUGGACUUGGACCGUAUACUCUAGAUUAUAAUUAUAUGAUAUUACCUAAUGUAUCUCUUGAAUCAAUGCCUAUAUUGAUCAAACAGUAUAAUGAAGAACAAAUCUUUUCAUGUAUAUCGACUAACAAUCUCUUUCAUGGAACUAUGUGGCCAGGAUUAAAACGUGCAUCAUUUGUUAUAUGGGAUAAUAUCACAACAAUAUUCUCAUGCAAAAGUUCAUUAUUUGAGAUAACUUUAGAAUUGAAUGAUGCUGGUGCUUAUUUAUUUAGUGAAACUGUAAGUGAUUUUACAAUAACGGCGUCUCAUCCAACACGUGUGAAUGAUGUUGUCAAAGUGACCGUUGAUCGAAUAGGAUAUGGUGAAGGAUGCACGGUAUCAUCAGAUGUUGAUGCGACAACAACAAAUGUGACACUGAAGUUACCAUCAGAACCAAAACUGAUGGGUGCAUCGGUGAAUGUUACAUGCAAGAAAUAA